This is a messenger RNA of Amborella trichopoda, 1115 nucleotides long. Its product is annotated as vesicle-associated membrane protein 724. Gene Ontology annotation, biological process: vesicle-mediated transport. Gene Ontology annotation, cellular component: membrane. Lineage: Eukaryota; Viridiplantae; Streptophyta; Magnoliopsida; Amborellales; Amborellaceae. The record is from RefSeq and is a predicted model, not a curated record.
CCACUAAUUUUGAAAAAGGAAGGAAAAUAAUGUGAAAAAGAAUUAAAAAAUGCCAAAAAAAAAAGGAGAAAAGAAAGCUGAAAAAGAUGGAUCCAAUCCCCAUACAAAGCAUAAAUUACUAAUAAGAGGAGUGUUCUUCUUCAUUGUUACUCAUCUGCUCUCUGCAACUAAAACUGGUUUUUCCUUUGUUUAAAGAGGAAGAGAAUUUUAGAGUUAAGGGUUAAUGGGGCAAGAGGUUUUCAUAUAUGGGUUUGUAGCCAGAGGAACCAUGGUGUUAUCAGAGUACACUGAAUUUACGGGAAACUUCCCUUCCAUUGCCUCCCAAUGUCUUCAAAGACUCCCCUCUGCAAACAACAAGUUCACUUACAACUGUGAUCACCACACUUUCAACUUCUUAGUGGAAGAUGGUUAUGCCUACUGUGUCGUUGCAAAAGAAUCAGUUGGAAAACAGUUGUCCAUAGCUCUUCUAGAGCGCAUCAAGGCAGAUUUUAAGAAGAGAUAUGGUGGAGGGAAAGCUGAUACAGCCAUUGCCAAAAGUUUAAACAAGGAAUUCGGGCCUUUAAUCAAGGAGCACAUGCAGUAUGUCAUCGACCAUGCAGAAGAGAUUGGGAAACUUGCAAAAGUGAAGGCUCAGGUCUCUGAGGUUCAAAGUGUAAUGCUUGAAAAUAUUGAGAAGACUCUAGAUAGAGGGGAGAAAAUGGAUGUUCUUGCAGAUAAAACAGAGGGUCUACGUUCUCAGGCCCAGCAGUUUCAGAAACAAGGAACAAAUCUACGCCGUAAAUUGUGGUUUCAGAACAUGAAGAUAAAGUUGGUGAUCCUUGGAGUGCUGUUGCUUUUGGUUCUCAUAAUCUGGGUUUCCGUGUGCCAUGGAUUCAAGUGCACCAACUAACUCUUUCGUCACACCGUGAAGCAAGGGCCAAUCCCUUCUUAUAAUCUCGUUUUUGAUAAACAUUUUUGUUGUGAUUUUGUUUCUUGGUAGAGGUUGAGCUAAUGCUGUGAAAAGUUAUAUGAGUCAUCAUUUGUUUCAAUUGUGUCCUUAACAGUGGUGUACAAAUAUCUCUAUUUUGACAACCUGGGGAAGAGUGGAAAUAAAAAGUUGCAAGGCUUUUCAUAUA